Messenger RNA from Fopius arisanus, 3838 nucleotides. It is a transcript of the gene rdx, whose product is annotated as BTB/POZ and MATH domain-containing protein rdx. The transcript is spliced from 7 exons. The record is from RefSeq and is a predicted model, not a curated record. NCBI's taxonomy places the organism in Eukaryota, Metazoa, Arthropoda, Insecta, Hymenoptera, Braconidae. Gene Ontology annotation, molecular function: ubiquitin protein ligase binding. Bases 687 to 1991 code for a protein of 434 amino acids. Gene Ontology annotation, biological process: regulation of proteolysis; proteasome-mediated ubiquitin-dependent protein catabolic process. Gene Ontology annotation, cellular component: nucleus; cytoplasm.
CUCGGUGCCCAGGGGAAGAGGGAGUUGGCGGUACUGUGGGGAAGGGGGCAAUGAAGCCCUCGGGCGAAGCCAGGCGGUAGUACUAGGACAACCCCACUACUGGCCAACAGCAGCCGAUGACGGCCGAACCUCCCACCCCGAAGCACCUAUUGGCUCCAAGUGGGGGUAACCGGUGAGACUUUGCGCGGUUGGCUCAGUCGUGCCACUACCGAGGUCGGAGUCGGUGUCGGAGUCGGAGUCGGAAUUCAGACUCGUCAUUCAUACAGUCGUCCGAGCCGCUUCGCUGCAAGCGCCAGAUUACCCAAACCCUCUCCAUCUUUUAUCAUCUAUUGAGUUUUCAAAUGACACCCAGCCUCCACCUCGUGUACUUAAUCAGUUGAUAAAGCCCAUCAUCACCGACACCAUCACCACCUGAAGACAGUUGUACAAAUCCCAGAAGGAUUAAAGUUGUCGAGUUUUGUGAUUUUAAAUAUAAAACCACAAUCAACCAAGUGAGUGUGCCAGUGCUAAGUUAAUCAUCAAUAACAAAUAUCAAUUGUAGGCGUUUAAAAAUUGGGCGGACGGAUUGGAGUGUGAAUAAAUCUAAAUGAGCUUCUCGUUGUUAGUGGUUGGAGAGAAUAGUGAGUAGAAGGUGGACAUGACAGGCUCGUUGACCACUAAAAAAUUAACAUUAUCAAAUCGUGCGCAUGUGUCCAGUGGGAUUUAACAACAAAACUCUGGUCGCCUAUCUGGAUAACUUGACGACACCACCAGCUGGACUGUCUCAUGUCAGGAUGGCGCUGGCGCGACUUGCGGUGAGCGACUGUGCGCCUCAGACGUCGCGGGUCAGCUCAAACUUGCACAGCAGCAGUAGUAUGGCGGUGAGCCGGGUCCCCAGCCCUCCGCCACCCGAAGUCAACACUCCAGUUGCCGAAAAUUGGUGUUACACACAGGUGAAGGUGGUUAAAUUCAGCUACAUGUGGACGAUAAAUAACUUCAGCUUCUGCCGUGAGGAAAUGGGAGAAGUGUUGAAGUCGUCGACAUUCUCAGCGGGGGCCAACGAUAAACUCAAAUGGUGUUUGAGGGUCAAUCCAAAGGGCCUGGACGAAGAGAGCAAGGACUAUUUAUCAUUAUAUCUGCUACUUGUGUCAUGCAAUAAGUCGGAAGUUAGAGCAAAGUUCAAAUUUUCAAUUCUUAAUGCCAAAAGAGAAGAAACCAAAGCUAUGGAGAGCCAACGGGCCUACAGGUUUGUCCAGGGUAAAGACUGGGGCUUCAAAAAAUUCAUAAGGAGAGACUUCUUGCUCGAUGAGGCCAAUGGAUUAUUACCAGACGACAAACUCACGAUAUUCUGUGAGGUAUAUACCUUUGUGAGUGUGGUGGCAGAUAGUGUCAAUCUCUCUGGACAAAGUAAUACGAUACAGUUCAAAGUGCCUGAAUGCAGGCUACCUGAGGAUCUUGGCUCGCUAUUUGAGAGUCAAAAGUUCAGUGAUGUCACACUGACUGUCUGUGGGAGGGAGUUCCAAGCGCACAAAGCGAUUCUAGCAGCGCGCAGUCCUGUAUUUUCUGCAAUGUUCGAGCACGAAAUGGAGGAGCGCAAGCAGAAUCGAGUCGAUAUAACUGAUGUGGAUCACGAGGUACUGAGGGAAAUGCUCCGAUUUAUCUACACGGGCAAAUCGGAUAAUCUUGGAAAAAUGGCGGACGAUCUGUUGGCUGCUGCUGACAAAUACGCACUUGAGAGGCUCAAAGUAAUGUGCGAGGAGGCAUUAUGUACGAGUUUAGCCAUUGAAAAUGCUGCUGACAUUCUCAUUCUUGCCGAUCUUCACAGUGCCGAUCAACUCAAGGCGCAGGCCAUAGAUUUUAUCAAUACACACGCAACAGACGUGAUGGAUACCACUGGUUUUAAAUCCAUGGUGAACUCUCAUCCCCACCUAAUUGCGGAAGCAUUUCGCGCACUAGCAACACAACAAAUGCCACCAAUUGGACCACCGCGAAAGCGAGUUAAGCAGAGCUGAAAGCAGUCACCUCUAAUUCCGGGCACGACAACAGUGUCAUCACCGCCCCACCUACAUCCCUCAUGAACUCUCUUUUUUCUGUACAGUGACGAAUCCUGAGAGUAGUGCUAAAUCAAUGUUCCCUAGUGCGCCCUUUCGUUGUCCGAAAGUUCAACAUGCCCAACUAAAAAUAUAUGAAAAAUCAUGAAAAAAUAUAAAAAAAAAGAAGAAGAAGAAGAAGAAGAAGAAUAUGAUGAAGAGACCGUAAAUAUGAAAACAAAGUAACAAAAUGAUGCAGAUGCUGAGAUAGGCGAACCCACGCCAGACUCUUGUGUUCAGUGAGUGUCGGUAGUGUGUCAAAAAAAAAGUUGAGAAAAAAAAACUAAGUAAAUAACAAAGACUCCGUGCAACGAAAUGCCACGAGACAUAGAAGCCCCAGAUAUACAGUAAAAGAAUGAACCCACCACGCUCGCCCACCUCUCAGAGAUGCAACGCCCCUCCCACCCUCUCUUCUCCAUUUCCAGAAAAAUAAAUAGAAGCAAAAAACUAUCGUCUCCGCCCUUUGCUCCUAAUUCUUCGGAUGUGUUUCAUUCCACUCCAGUAAACGUGAUUUCAAAAAUACGGAAUUGCAACGGAGAGUAAAGGAGAUGUCAAGAUGGAAGAGGAAGAAAAAUAAGUUGAAAGACUGGACAGGUAAAUGGUGGAAAAGACAAUUUGGAUUCUGACGUGACUUGUAGAAAAAUUGGAGCACAUCUGUAGGGUUUUGGGAAAGCUCAAGGGUGGAUAGAGAUGAUGUACUUCGCCAUGUUGCCACGUACCGACACACAAGAAGUUGUGAUAAAGGCGUCGGGCUCUCGACGAUGAUAACACUUUGGUUCCUCUGUCAUGGAUCAAAUUGUGUCUGGCCCCUCUCUGCCCUCACGUCAUAGAGGAAGAUUAAUUUUAGAACUUAUUGGAUACAAAUCAUCAUUGUUUGAUUUUGGGUGGUUGUUUCGAGGGGGACACUUUGUUUAUUCAUUAAUAGUGAUUUUUAAUUAUAAAAAUGAUGAAUGAGAAGUUCAAAACUCUUCCAGAAAGAAAGGGGAAAUGAUUCUAGUUAGUGUUUUUUAUGAUCUCUUUCUCUUAAUAUGACUAUUACUAUGAUUAUUAUUAAAGUACUACGCAAUCUGUGCCCAUUUACCCCAGGCCCACUCUGCUCCGUAUUUUUGUAUAUUUUUUUUUUUCUGUGUCUGCAGUCCCAUUGAAUUGUGUCACAUCGAGAUUUGUUUACUAACAAUCCUAGAGAGAGGAGAAAUUUAACAUCAGUGACACUGUUUAUGUCAUUUCCCAUUGGCAUUCUCUUCUCUCGAGUUAAUUUUUUUGGUGGCUAUUGCGUAGUCAAUUGAAGUGAUUCGAUCUAUUAUUCGUUGAGUUUAUUUGAUUCCACGUCGAGGAAAUUCAGGGUUGUCCAUAAUGUGUGUGAAUAAUAUUUUUCUCAGCAAUUUAUUUUUUUGGUUUCGAGGCAAAUCAGAAAUUAUUGAAGGAUGGAAAAUUGACAACGGAAUGAUGGAAAUGAGAAAAUUUAAAUGAAUUGUAUAAAUAAACGUUAGUCAAUUAUAGUCCAAACUACUAAUCGUUUUUGUGUAACUAAAUCUCGAGUCGCAGGAAGGAAAAAAAAUGAGGAUUAAGUAAAUCAGUUGUAUGUCGUGAAUAACUGAAUUAUGGGCAACCAAGAGAGACAAAAAUCCAGAAACAAAGAUUUGAAAAAUCAUAUAAAAACAAUAAUUGUCGUUUUAGUACUAUGCUGGCUUCCCGAACCUAGUUUUAUCAAUUUCAUUGAACGAAAAAAGAAAAACAAAAAAACACCCCUAUACCAUAAUAUUAAUAAA